UCUAUAGUCGCUCCGCCUCCCAAAAAAAAACCCUUCCCAAACCCUCCCUCCGCCGCCCACGGCGGCCUGAAACCUAAUAUCUCAACUCUACCACACUCCUUCCCCACCCGCAUCAAGAAUCGAAAAUGGCGGCGGUGACACCAGCACCAGCACUAUCGCUUUCCUCCGAGACCGCCACCGACGGGCCAGUCCUCAACCUAGUCAACAAGCGCCUCCGGGCACUGCGCAAGAAGCUUAACCGCAUCGCGCAGAUGGAGGAUUCUGUUUCCCAGGGCAAAACCCUCAACAAAGAGCAGGAGGAAACCCUGCGCUCCAAAUCCUCCGUCCUCGCCGGCAUCGACGAGCUCGAGAAGCUCAAGCAGCCGCUCCUUCAAGCCGUCGGCCAGGAAAUCGAGCUCGUUCUGGAGAAAAACAAGCAGAAGACGGACUCCGUCGCCGCCGCCGCCGAAAUCCCGAGCGAGGCCGCGUCCACCGCGGAGGCGGAUGAGAAAUCGGGGACCCCCACUUCCGACUCGGCGGUUUCCGAUCUGCUCAACCUGCUGUACUUCGGCACCGUCUUUGAUGUGAAGACACUGUUUUUAGCACGGGACAAUCUGCUCACGAGGACGCACGAGAGGAACUGCUGCCUGACGUAUGAUUGCAUCACGGACGACGAUGCUGCCGGGGAUCUCCUGAAAGAGACUGAUUUGGACUUGAUUGCCUCGCUCGGGAGCUUUUUGGUUUCACGGCCCGUUAAUUCAAGCCUAUCCCAUAAGAACGCGUUGCAGAAGUGUGUGGAGCAUGCCAAGCUAUGGCUUGCCAAUGCGGAGCAGCCGAUUGAGCCGGAUUCAGAUGUCACUUAUGCUGGCUUGAGGGAAAAGUUGAGUAAAAUUAUGGCUUCAGAGUACUUUACGACUACACCCGAGAUAAAGGAUGCAGGUGAAGUGGCAGCUGCUGGUGGAAAUUAUGUAUCUUUUCAGGUGCCGGUGGAAGGUUCUACUAUUCCUCCAGUUGGCAUGACUGUCCCAGUGGAAGGUUCUACUGUUGAGUAUCAGCAAGAGGAAGAACAACAGCCCAAUGCCGAAACCUACACUGACGAAACCACCCAUGUUGAAGAGUUCAAUAAGGGUACAACACCCGAGGCAGAAGACACACAAGAGAUUCCAGCUCAAACAGAUGCAGGUGACGAAAACUCGAGGGACGAUGAAUUAAAGGAGCAAAACUCGAGUCGCAGGUCAUAUCGCGGCUUCAGAGGUGGCCGGCGAGGAUACAGCAAUGGGCGUGGAGGAGGGAGAGGCGGCAGUAGGGGAAGCUACCACCACCAAAAUGGCCGGAGCCAGUUUUCCGACCAGCAAGGUGGCGGCGGUUAUUACCAGAGGAACAAUUACGGUCAUUACAGGGGACGAGGUGGAAGAGGCUUAGGUGGCGGCAACUAUAAUCAUCACCAUGCGCAGGUUGCUUCUUCCUGAUUGAUGCUUGUUGAUCUUC
Messenger RNA from Striga asiatica, 1467 nucleotides. The record is from the annotation of a GenBank genome assembly. NCBI's taxonomy places the organism in Eukaryota, Viridiplantae, Streptophyta, Magnoliopsida, Lamiales, Orobanchaceae.